AUGGCCUACCCGCCGCGACGGGCGAACGUCUCCAAUUCUGCUGGCCACACAGGUCGUGUGCGGGUCCGGUCCCUCGGGUCGACAUCCUCCCUGAUGCGGGUUCAGGCUGGGGAGAGGGGGGUCGGAUGGGAAUCGACGGGGGCAGGUGGCUACGGGCAGUACUAA
This is a messenger RNA of Gaeumannomyces tritici R3-111a-1, 165 nucleotides long. RefSeq lists its product as hypothetical. The transcript has 2 exons. NCBI's taxonomy places the organism in Eukaryota, Fungi, Ascomycota, Sordariomycetes, Magnaporthales, Magnaporthaceae. The record is from RefSeq and is a predicted model, not a curated record. The coding region runs from base 1 to 165 and encodes 54 amino acids.